Prorocentrum cordatum is the source of this 499-nucleotide messenger RNA. The record is from the annotation of a GenBank genome assembly. Lineage: Eukaryota; Dinophyceae; Prorocentrales; Prorocentraceae.
UCUGGGUUUGCGCGGGGCCGAGGAAUUCGACCGCCGGGCCAGGGAGAAGGACCAGAAGGAGAGGGCCGACAGGGAGCGGAAGACCAAAGAGAUGGUCGACACGCUGCACGAGCAGAUGAAAGAGAAGUCGGAGAGGUGCCUGGUGGACGAGGAGGCGAACAGGGUCCAGGUGGGCGUCUGGAGGAAGCAGCUGGCGGAGUUCGAGGCCGCGGAGGAGAAGAAAAAGGUCUGGCAGAAGGAGGCGAGGCACAACGUGGACCAGCAGCUCGUCGAACAGAUGCGCGAGAACGCCAAGCGGCACCCCACCGAGAAGGGCGAACCGCACCUCGGGGAGGCCCUGAAGAUCAGGGACGUCGCUUUCAACCGGCCCCUGUACGAGAAGAUGUCGAGGGAGGGCUUCAUGGAGGACGUCACCGGCCCAGCACCGCGAAGUUUAGCAAGCUGGACCCGCACCCUUCGGUGGGCCGCUCCCAGCAGCACCUUGACGAGUCGGAGGUGA